This is a messenger RNA of Aspergillus caelatus, 2655 nucleotides long. It is a transcript of the gene sac6, whose product is annotated as fimbrin. Bases 476 to 2416 code for a protein of 646 amino acids. The record is from RefSeq and is a predicted model, not a curated record. Gene Ontology annotation, cellular component: cytoplasm; actin filament bundle; actin filament. Gene Ontology annotation, molecular function: actin filament binding; calcium ion binding. The transcript is spliced from 5 exons. Gene Ontology annotation, biological process: actin filament bundle assembly; actin filament network formation. Lineage: Eukaryota; Fungi; Ascomycota; Eurotiomycetes; Eurotiales; Aspergillaceae.
AUUCAAUCAUCUACUAUUUGUAAGGUAACACAAGGGGUGGGUUUCACAAUGUCAAUGUGGUGGAAUAACUAAAACAAUAUAAAUAAACUAGACCUUUCAGUUCCUAAAUAGCUUUCGUAACUCUUAUACCGAAGAGAUUUGUCGUCCCAGCUCGUCCCCGCGUCAUCACCAUUCUCCUACUAGCGCCCAAAAACCCCACUCCGCUUUCCACCAAAUCCCACUCCGCCAUCCAGGGGAAACCAACGCAAACCAUCUCAAGUGAAGUCCUAGGCUACCGAAUUACGGACAGCGCUCACCUCGGCUUGCUUCGCCGUCAUUUUCAAUUGACAAUCGUCCCUUGACAUCUCCGAAGACAUCAGACCUUCUGUCACCCUCGGCUAUCAUUUGCUGACCUCCUGGUCAGUGCCUUUCCAUAGCAUAACCUACAAACCACUCCGUUGGAUAUCCGCCAGCGUGGCGAGUAAGAAAGGCAAUAAUGAACGUCCUCAAGCUUCAAAGGAAGUUCCCACAGUUUGAUCAGGGCGAAAUCUUUUCUCUUCAAGAUGCCUUUCGAAAGUUAGAUGUUGAUGACAAAGGCUACUUGGAUGAAGCGACCGUGAUCAAAGCUACUCAACAAGCAGAGCGCCAGCCAUAUGACAUCGUACGGCAGGCGCUAAAGGAGGUUGAACUGGAUAGCUCUCGCCGAGUAGAACUUGAAGACUACGUGGAUCUUAUCUCCAAGCUGCGCUCUACUCCCGGGCAAAGCGGGUCUGCCAGCACUGCAGGUACCGCCGCGGUAGUACCCGGUAAUGGCGCUGGCUCAUCUCGCCAUGUCUCCAAAGGCAGCAUAGGGGGAAGAAUUCAUGUCCAAGGUUCAUCGGCAAACGUAACUCAUACUAUUAAUGAGGAUGAAAGGACCGAGUUCACGAGACACAUCAAUGCUGUUCUUGCUGGCGACCCGGACAUUGGUCACUUCCUGCCGUUCGCCACCGAUACAUUCGAGAUGUUCGAUAAAUGUAAAGACGGCUUGGUUUUAGCAAAACUGAUCAAUGACAGUGUUCCGGAUACGAUCGACGAGCGUGUCUUGAACAAGCCAGGAAAGAAAAUCAAGGAAUUGAACGCGUUCCACAUGUCCGAGAAUAACAAUAUAGUGAUUAACUCGGCUAAGGGUAUUGGUUGCUCAGUUGUGAAUAUUGGAAGUGGUGAUAUCAUAGAAGUGCGCGAACACCUCAUCCUUGGCCUAAUCUGGCAGAUCAUUCGCCGGGGUCUUUUGGGCAAAAUUGAUAUCAAGCUCCACCCUGAGCUUUAUAGACUUCUUGAAGAAGAUGAAACCUUGGAGCAAUUUUUACGUCUGCCUCCUGAACAGAUAUUGUUGCGUUGGUUUAAUUAUCAUCUGAAAAACGCGAAAUGGAACAGACAGGUGACAAACUUUUCAACUGAUGUGAAAGAUGGUGAAAAUUAUACAGUUCUUCUCAGCCAACUGGCACCUGAUGUUUGUUCACGAGGUCCCUUGCAAACACAGGACUUGCUUCAGCGUGCUGAGCAAGUUCUAGCUAACGCCGACAAACUGGGCUGUCGAAAGUUUUUGACCCCAACCUCGCUCGUUGCUGGAAACCCUAAACUUAACCUUGCUUUUGUAGCCAAUUUGUUUAACACGAUUCCAGGUCUCGACCCUAUCACUGAAGAAGAGAAGCUCGAGGUCGAAGACUUCGAUGCUGAGGGGGAACGUGAAGCUAGAGUCUUUACGCUCUGGUUAAAUUCAUUGGAUGUCCAACCAGCUGUUAACUCUCUCUUUGAUGAUCUUCGGGAUGGCACUAUUCUCCUCCAGGCCUAUGAUAAAGUAAUUCCUGGAAGUGUUAAUUGGAGGCAUGUCAACAGACCACCAACAUCUGGUGGUGAAAUGAUGCGUUUCAAAGCGGUAGAGAAUACCAAUUAUGCCACCGAGCUUGGAAAGAAUAUCGGCUUUUCUCUUGUUGGUGUUCAGGGGGCUGAUAUCACCGAUGGACAGCGUACUCUUACACUGGGAUUAGUGUGGCAACUAAUGCGGAAAGAUAUCACAAAUACACUGUCGAGCUUGGCGCAGCGGAUGGGUAAACUUGAGAUUACGGACUCGGAGAUGAUUCGGUGGGCAAAUGACAUGUCCCGCAAAGGCGGCAGGACUUCGUCGAUACGCAAUUUUAAGGACCAGUCGAUUGGCUCGGGAAUCUUCCUACUUGACGUGCUUAACGGCAUGAAGAGUAGCUACGUGGACUAUGAAAUUGUAACCCCAGGCCGCAGUGACGAAGAAGCAUACUCAAAUGCCAAGUUGAGCAUCAGUAUAGCAAGAAAGCUAGGUGCAACGAUCUGGUUGGUUCCUGAAGAUAUUUGCCAGGUCCGCUCCCGCUUAGUGACUACAUUCAUUGGCUCCCUUAUGGCUACAUAUGAGAAGAUGCAAUGAGUAAGCCCAUUAUGAGAGUUAUAUUGUGCUAUGAUGGGGAGAGUGUCACCCUAUUCCAUCCUCAGCCAUUUCCAGUUUUCUUCCUUCUGAAUGACUAUUGCGUUUCCAUGUGUGCAGCUUUAUUAACCUGCUAUAAGUUUUCGGACAUGUUCGUAAAGAUCAACUCUUAGAAGAGGCAGAACCCCCCUUUACGUCAAUGCUUUAAAUUCUAUUCAUUGACACUUUAUCUCAUUUCCUUU